Molecule: messenger RNA, 2142 nt
Organism: Pangasianodon hypophthalmus (striped catfish)
Lineage: Eukaryota; Metazoa; Chordata; Actinopteri; Siluriformes; Pangasiidae
Gene: pcolce2a
Product: procollagen C-endopeptidase enhancer 2a
Exons: 9
Coding region: 170-1471 (433 amino acids)
Molecular function (GO): protein binding
Source: RefSeq, a predicted model, not a curated record
AAUGCAUCCGGCUCAGAAGCUAAUUAUUGGUCGAAUCCUAAACGGACAUGUAGUGCGCUGAGAAUGGGCCAGAAACCGUGGUGUGACAGAGGAGUAUGAAGUGUGUGCAAGAAGGGAAAUAGGGAGUGAUUUGGGACGCGGCCAAUGUCAUGUUCACUCCGAGCUCGAGAUGUGGACUGUAACGUGGAGUGUUUGGGUUCCGUUAGUUUUCGGCUCGGUGUUUGGUCAAAGACAGCAAAGGCCGAUGUUUACGUGUGGUGGAAACAUUACUGGAACGUCAGGCCUCAUUGGGAGUCAGGGUUACCCCGGAGUUUACCCCCCUAACACCAAAUGUGUGUGGAGAAUCACGGUGCCUCAGGGCAAAGUGGUGUCCCUCACCUUCCGUUCCCUCGACCUAGAGAGCGACGGACUUUGCCGCUACGACUACGUGGAUGUGUACGACGGAUUCGUUAACAGCCAGCGGCUCGGGCGCUUCUGUGGCACGGCACGGCCCGGAGCGCUGAUCUCCAAUCACAACAGGAUGCAAGUAGUGAUGGUUUCGGACGCCAACACGGCCGGGAGCGGCUUCCUGGCCGGAUACGCCGCUGUUCGGCCCAAUGCGAGGGGGGAGCGGUAUUGCGGCGGCCUCUUGGACAAACCCUCGGGAACCUUCAUGACCCCUAACUGGCCGGAGAGAGAUUAUCCUCCAGGUGUGACAUGCUCAUGGCAUAUUAUAGCACCUAAGCACCAGAUAAUAGAACUGAAGUUCGAGAAGUUCGACGUGGAGAGGGAUAACUACUGCCGCUACGAUCACAUGGUCGUUUACAACGGCGCGGAAAUGAGCGAGGCGACCAGGAUCGGGAAGUUCUGCGGCGACAGCCCUCCUGCGCCGAUCUACUCUGACGGCAGUCACCUCUUCAUCCAGUUCAUCUCUGAUCUGAGCCUCACCGCCGACGGCUUCAUCUGCCAUUACACGUUCAAGCCGAAGAACUCCACCAUCACAGGCUCCCCCGUUCCCGUUACUGCAGCCGCUCCCACCACUGCAGGGCCCAUAGCACUGGCGUACUCUGAAGCUCUCUGCAAGCAGAAGUGCAAGAGGAGCGGAACGAUCGAAAAUCAUUACUGCUUAAGCAACUUCGUACAACACAAUACUGUGGAGGAUGAGUUGAUAUCCCGGUGUCGUCUCGUCACAGUGCUGACGGGAACACUCGUCUCGGCUGCCAUGAGGGAACAGAGCGUGCUCGCCACCUUCUCCAUCACCAACGUGUACAAGGAAGGGAACCUGUCCAUCCAGCAGGCCGGAAAGAGCAUGAGCACGAAAGUCACGAUCCUGUGUAAGAAAUGCCCUUUAGUCAGGAGAGGUCUGAACUACAUCGUCAUGGGUCACGUCGACGAGCAGGGACAAGGCAUCGUUUCGCCGCAGAACUUCGUAAUGCCCUUCAAGACUAAGAAGCAGAAGGACCUGGCUGUGUUGAAUAAUGUCCGCUGCUGAUGGUAGGCGGUGGCCAUGUUGGAUCUGUAGACUCAUCAGAUCAUCCUCUGGAUCUGUACACACCAGAUUGGGAGUCAUUGCAAGAGCAUAUUUUUCAGACCAUAAGUCUGCUUCGAGAGGUAAUCAGUAUGUAUGUUGAUUCGUUGUAUAUAUCACAUUAAUAUAUAUAUAUAGAAUCAUUCAUUUCAUUUGUAGAACCUCUCAAAUGACACUUCUGAGCUCUAAUAACUUUCCCACACUAUCAAAUUGCCAUAUUACAAUUAUACAAUAUUGUAAUGUACUUAUAACAUAAAUGUUGCUUUGACAUAUAAAAUGUGUCUUGUAGUCUGGAAAAUAUGACACGCAUGCUCAUUAAUUUUUGACAUUUUUAUUCAUAGAAUCAUCAGUACAGCAGUACUGUAAUUUAUUCAUGAACAACAUAACAUUAAAAAUGUACAUUUAGUCUUUUUUUUGAGCAUUAGUACAUUCAUUCUGUGUAUGAAGAGAAUCAUUUAAAUGUUUCUGCGAAGUCUGUGAAUUUUUAUUUGUACAAGCCGGCAGUUGUAUCUGAGGAUCUCCGAAGGUUUUAUGCCAAUGACCAGAAGGAAACUGCUAAAUGCUUAAAUUGUAUCCUGGCCCAUUUGGAUAAAAGCAUCUGACUAAAUAAAUAAAUGCAAAUGUUAUGGACCAAA